AUGGAUUUCCUCAAAUCGGCCGUCGCGUCGGCCAUCGCGAAGGGCAGCUCGUUACCCUUCUCACUAGGCGACCGAGUCGAUAUCGGCGACUCCAUUUGGACGCUGCACAAUGGGAUAAAACGCGAUGAUGGCUCGGCAUGCAGUGUCUUUACAUUUGAUAUUGCGGCGAACAAGUCACGCCUCCCGCUUGCUAAGAAUGCCGUGCGCAAGUCGCGCACGCUCCGCCACCCGGGCGUGAUCAAAGUUCUGGAUACGAUUGAAAAUGAAUCAUUUCUGUAUAUCGUCACUGAGCGCGUUGCUCCGCUUGAUUGGCAGGUCAGGAGGAGGAGCAUCAGUGAGGAGACGGCGAAAUGGGGUUUACAUACUGUGUCGUCAACCCUGAAAUUCAUCAAUGAGGAUGCGUCCUCUGUGCAUGGCGCUGUGCGCGCAUCAUCUGUUUAUACAAGUGAGAGUGGCGAGUGGAAGCUAGGCGGCUUCGAUAUCUUGAGUUCGAUGAAGGAGGACGAUGCCAUUAUUUAUACAUACGGCAGCCUUGUCCCCGAUGCAGCUCGCUUUACACCGCCGGAAGUUGUCAAGAGCGGCUGGGAGUCUAUUAAGCGGCACCCUUUGGCGGCUGUCGAUGCUUACGGUCUGGGUAUUUUGAUUUUUGAAGUAUUCAAUGGUCAAUUCUCUGGCGCUGAUCAGAUCGGCAAGACGACCAACAUUCCUCCUGCAAUGCAACAGAGUUACAAGCGUCUUUGCACGGCUAAUCCAAAGUUGAGACUUAGCCCUGCGCAUUUCGUUGAGCAGGGGAAGAAACAUGGUGGAUUUUUUCAGACCCCCUUAAUUCGUCUAACGGAUGACAUGGACAGUCUGGGUCUCAAGAGUGAUGCUGAGCGAGAGGAAUUUAUCAAUGAACUCGAUAAUCUCUCUGAGGAUUUUCCCGAGGAUUUCUUCAAGAUGAAGGUCUUGCCUGAAUUGCUCAAAUCUGUCGAGUUUGGUGGCGGUGGUCCGAAGGUGCUUAGCGCUACUCUGAAAAUUGGUUCUAAACUAUCAGCGGACGAGUUUAAUGCCAAGUUGACACCGGUAAUUGUUCGAUUAUUUGGCAAUCCGGACCGAGCGUUACGCGUGUGCCUUUUGGAUAACCUACCUUUAAUGAUUGAUAGUCUCCCUCAAAAGGUCGUCACCGACAAGAUCUUCCCUCCGAUGACUUCUGGCUUCACCGACGCUGCCCCGGUUGUUCGAGAACAGACCGUCAAGGCUGUUUUGACGAUCAUCAACAAGCUCAGUGACCGAGUGAUUAACGGUGAGCUUCUCAGGUUCCUGGCGCGCACUGCGAACGAUGAGCAACCGGGUAUUCGUACCAACACAACCAUCUGUCUUGGUCGCAUUGCUAAGAACUUGGGGCAGAGUACUCGCUCAAAGGUGCUCAUUGCUGCAUUUACAAGAGCCAUCAGAGAUCCCUUUGUGCAUGCUCGAUGUGCUGGACUUCUUGCCUUGUCUGCAACUAUCGAUGUCUUCAGUGAAGAGGAUUGUGCUUCAAAAAUCCUGCCAGCCAUUUGUCCUUCACUUCUAGACAAGGAAAAGCUACUCCGCGAUCAAGCAAACAAAACACUUGAUGUAUAUCUCCAAAGGGUACGGAAGUUCGGCAACACAAUGGCCGAUUCAGUGAUACCAUCAACCUCUACACCCGAACCAAACAAAUCCGAUGCUCGCAUCGGCACGUCGAAGGACAAAUCCUGGGCUGGAUGGGCCAUCUCCUCAUUCACAAACAAGAUGUCCGCGGCCGAUGGCGAAAUUGAGCCUACAGCUGCCAAACCUGCCGAAGCAGCCAUCCCAAGACCCGCCUCCGUUCCUCGCCCGGCUAAAUCAUCUCCCUCUACCCAAUUGGACUUACCCAAACAACCAUCACGUCCCGCUGCACACCCACUCAGUCGCUCACAAUCCGAUCGACCCGUCCCUAUCGUCCAAGAAGAACCCCCAGAGGAGGAAGGAGACGACGUCUUCGAUGCCUGGGGCGCAAUGGACGAUGACGACCAGGAAGAAGACACCUUCUCCGCGGCCGUAGCAUCACCCGAUCCUUUAUCUCCUUACCCUUCUUCGAAGGCUCCCGCCGUGCCAUAUGAUGAUGGUGGUGAACCGGAUUUCGCCGGGUGGCUGGCGGCCAAGAGCUCCACUAAGGCGAAAAACCCCCUGCCUAAAGGGUUGGGCAAGUCUGCGUCUACCACCUCUGUGCCUACGAGGAAUACUGUGCCAAAGCCCAAGCCAGUGGCGCCGAAGACAUUUGACACGAAGCCGAAGGAUGAGGACGAAGAUGAUGGCUGGGGUGAUGCUUGGGAUUAG
Messenger RNA from Penicillium maclennaniae, 2322 nucleotides. Its product is annotated as COPI-interacting protein CEX1. NCBI's taxonomy places the organism in Eukaryota, Fungi, Ascomycota, Eurotiomycetes, Eurotiales, Aspergillaceae. Gene Ontology annotation, biological process: tRNA export from nucleus; protein phosphorylation. The record is from RefSeq and is a predicted model, not a curated record. Gene Ontology annotation, cellular component: cytoplasm. Gene Ontology annotation, molecular function: protein kinase activity; ATP binding. The transcript is spliced from 9 exons. The coding region runs from base 1 to 2322 and encodes 773 amino acids.